This is a messenger RNA of Colletotrichum truncatum, 777 nucleotides long. RefSeq names its product pathogenesis-related protein. Lineage: Eukaryota; Fungi; Ascomycota; Sordariomycetes; Glomerellales; Glomerellaceae. The record is from RefSeq and is a predicted model, not a curated record.
AUGCGUUUCACCGCUGUUGUCGUCGCCGCGACUGCUCUGGCCGCCAACGUCUCCGCCUCUGCCUGCCGUCCCAACGGACGCCCUUCCGGCAAAUGGGGCAACUGGGGUGGACACGGCAACUGGGGAAGAGUCACUUCCACCGUGACCUCCACCAUCACUCCCAGCGCCCCUGCGCCUACCGUCCCGGCCGUUGUGCCUACCCCCGAGCCCGUCGUCGAGGAGCCUGUUGAGACUACCCCGUCCGUCACGCCUACCCCCGCUGCCGAGCCCGUUGUUGAGCAGCCCGUCGUUGAGGAGACCACCUCCUCCGCCGCUCCCACCGCCACUGCCGCCGCCUCUUCCGGCAGCUCUGGUCUUUCCUCUGACCAGCAGAAGGCCCUCGACGCCCACAACGCUGCCCGUGCCGAGGUCGGUGUUCCCGACCUUGUCUGGGACGCCACCCUCGCCUCCAACGCCCAGGAGUGGGCCACCCACCUUCUGUCCGUCGGCGACCUCACCCACUCCCAGACCAACAGCGAGGGUGAGAACCUGUACAUGCAGUACAGCACCGAUGCCCCCAACGUCAACGCCGCCAACGCCUGGCUCGGCGAGAAGUCCCUGUACAAGGGAGAGACCAUCAGCGCCGACAACUACAUGGGCUUCGGCCACUACACCCAGGCCGUCUGGAAGUCCACCACCAAGGUCGGCAUGGCCUUCGCCACCGACUCCAAGGGUGCCACCUACGUCGUUGCCCGCUACUCUCCCCCCGGCAACUACCUCGGCGAGAAGCCCUACUAA